AAAACUAUCUAUUCCUAAAACGUAACCCUAACCCUAAUUAUCUAACUCUCUGUCUCUCACUUCGCCACUCGGUCUCUCUCCCACUCGCGAUUUGUUGCACCUCCGCCCUCCAUCACUCUCGACUCUGGUCGCCUGAAACGCUGAGCUCCUCUUGUGAGCUUUCCGGUUGUCGUCGCCUGAGCUUCAGCCUCCAUCAUCGCCGUGCUCUCUGUUCGUUCGCCUCUUCUCUCUCUCGGUUGUCUUCGCCUGAGCUUCUCCCUCGUCGCCUGAAACGCUGAUGUCUUCUCCCUCGCCGUCUGUCUUCGCCGCUUCUGUUCGACCAUUUUCUUUCUCUCCCUCGCGACUACUUACAAGAGUUAUAAAUCUUCACCUUCCGCAAAUCCAUCGUCGUCUCCACCGCCGCCGGAGAGCUGCCGGAGCCAACUCAGCCAAGAUCGUUGAGAAUGACAAGGAUAGAAAUGCAAACCGAGAGGCUCUUACGGCACUGCGGAAGAGAGCUCGGACCACCAAGACCAGCGUUCCUUCCUCUUUCGAGUCUAUAAUGAAGGAUGUCGGUGGGAACACAUUGAAACCAUUGGUGAAAGAAGUUUGCUCGAUGUGCGGGAAUCACGAUUCCAGUGAGCCCACGUGGAUGAUGCUUCCAGGAGCUGAUCUUUUCGCCGCAGUCCCGUUUCACGCCGUUCAUACAAUACUGGAGAGAGAUCAAGAGAGACUGGAAUUCGGAUCUAAUAAACUACAGAGCUACGUGAAGGAGAAGGCCCUCUCUAUAUCGGAAUUGGGCGCACUGGCUGAUAGUACGUGCCCUGGAAUUAUCAGGUCACUAGUGACAUUAACGGACAAACCCAAGGACACACACGGAUAAUGUGCAAAGGAGAGGACAAAAUCUUCUAUACAUGGAAUCUAAAGUGAGAUCUGAACAUGGGGAGGUGAAACAUCUAGUAGGGGGGAGUGAUCUCUUGUCCUGCCUUAACUUAGACUCCAUUUGCAUCUCCGGUUAAAACCCAUGGCUAAACGAAGGAUGUAUAUUAGUGCGGAAGAAAUAAAAUAGCCUGAACCAUCUUUUCCCCCUCAUUAACAUGUGAUCAUCCAUUUAGUUAUGCAUUACCUUUUUGGGUACAAUAUCUCUGAAAAAUGUUAAUUGUGUAAUAGUGAAAGGUGGAUACAUAUGUUUUCGUAAUUACAGAAACGUCAUCAAAUU
Messenger RNA from Tarenaya hassleriana, 1198 nucleotides. RefSeq lists its product as uncharacterized. Lineage: Eukaryota; Viridiplantae; Streptophyta; Magnoliopsida; Brassicales; Cleomaceae. The coding region runs from base 278 to 862 and encodes 194 amino acids. The record is from RefSeq and is a predicted model, not a curated record. The transcript has 6 exons.